Messenger RNA from Pelmatolapia mariae (spotted tilapia), 6361 nucleotides. It is a transcript of the gene unc5b, whose product is annotated as unc-5 netrin receptor B. Gene Ontology annotation, biological process: anterior/posterior axon guidance; netrin-activated signaling pathway. The transcript has 17 exons. Gene Ontology annotation, molecular function: netrin receptor activity; protein binding. The coding region runs from base 866 to 3703 and encodes 945 amino acids. The record is from RefSeq and is a predicted model, not a curated record. NCBI's taxonomy places the organism in Eukaryota, Metazoa, Chordata, Actinopteri, Cichliformes, Cichlidae. Gene Ontology annotation, cellular component: membrane.
AUGUGAGUAAACUCACAAGCUCAACCUCAUUUUGUAGCAGAAGGACUCCUGCUGAAUCCAGAGCUGAUCCGUGUUUUCUAUCUCUCCCCUCGCAUCUAUUUCCUCCUCGCUUGCCACUACUUUACCUUCACUUGUUCAGCCUUCAUUCUGAGAGGAGGAGGAGGAUAAUAUGUGAUUGGCCGGGCUGGGACUGGUAGUCCGGAGGCUGGCAUUGUGAAGCUGGCGCUGAUCCCCGUGCUCAUGUUUACACCUUGCGGACGGGGACGAGACAAGACACCCAGGGGCCCAGCACAAACUCGGGAGUUCGGACUUUGGUGUUGGCGGUUACCUGACAGAAUUACCUACCCCCGUGCUACUUUGUGUUUUGGGGGGGUUUUUCUCCUCCCAGACUCUGUCGUUUAAUUUGACAUCUUCAUUUAGCGAUGCGUCAAACUUUUCGGUGACUCUCGCAGCACCUCUGCGCUCACGGCUCCCAAAAUAGUGGAGCUGGCAAUGAAGUCUACCAGGAAUAGUCACGAUGAAUCGUUUCUUUAUUUGAGCAGAGCUUGACAUCUGCGGACCUCUUCAAACUUUAAUUACGCAUGGAAAUUACGCCCUUUCAACCUCUCCCAGACGUUCUCGAGCUGCUCGGUGAUGGAUGUGAUUUGAGCCGUUUGCCGUUUGCGUCAACAGUCAGGAGUCAAGUAUUUACAAAAACAGCGGUUUCUAACUCAAUUACUGGAGUCGCUGGUGUGUGACUCUUCCCCGCGCAACCAUUCUGGGGGUAAAGACUUUUCCGGACAAAAAGCCACUCGGUGUAUUAAAAGCUCCGCAGGUUACGCUGCGUGGACGAUCCGGGACAUUUCACGACGGCUGGACGGGAAAGAUGCGCUCUGUGCGGAUGCAGCGUGGCCAAGGUCUCGGUCCUCUGGUUCUUCUCCUCCUGCUUGGGGGAUUUGCCGUGUCCGCUACUGAGAGCAGCGACUACAGCGAGGCCGAGGUUCUUCCUGACUCCUUCCCGUCAGCACCGGCAGAACCUCUCCCGGAAUUCCUGCUAGAACCCGAGGAUGCUUUCAUAGUGAAGAACCGUCCAGUCCAGCUGCGCUGCCGUGCCUCACCCGCCACCCAAAUCUACUUCAAAUGUAACGGAGAGUGGGUGAACCAAAACGAUCACAUCACUAGAGAGAGUCUGGACCAGAUCACAGGCCUGGUGGUGCGGGAGGUGGACAUCUCAGUGUCGAGGACCCAGGUGGAGGAGCUGUUCGGUCUGGAGGACUACUGGUGCCAGUGUGUGGCCUGGAGCUCAGCUGGCACCACCAAGAGCAGCCGCGCCUAUGUUCGCAUUGCAUACUUGAGAAAAAACUUUGAACAGGAGCCUUUGGGGCGGGAGGUGCGUCUUGAGCAGGAGGUGCUGCUGCAGUGUCGCCCCCCAGAGGGCAUGCCUGCUGCCGAGGUUGACUGGCUGAAAAAUGAGGACGUCAUUGAUCCAUCGCAGGACUCCAAUUUUCUGAUCACGAUUGAUCACGAUCUGAUCAUCAAGCAGGCCAGACUUUCGGACACGGCUAACUACACCUGUGUGGCUCGAAAUGUGGUUGCCAAAAGACGCAGCAGCACAGCUACGCUUAUUGUUUAUGUGAGCGGAGGUUGGUCUUCGUGGACGGAGUGGUCGGAGUGUAACGCUCGCUGUGGGCGUGGCUGGCAGCGUCGAACACGCAGUUGCACCAAUCCGGCCCCUUUGAACGGAGGAGCCUUCUGUGAGGGCCCGCCGGUGCAGAGAGUAACUUGCACCACGCUAUGCCCAGUGGAUGGAGGUUGGACUGAGUGGGCAAAGUGGUCCGCCUGUGGGACAGAGUGCACCCACUGGCGCAGCCGAGAGUGCCAAGCCCCCCCACCCAUAAAUGGAGGAAAGCACUGCAGUGGCAGCAUGAUGGAGAGCAAGAACUGCACUGAGGGGUUAUGUGCAAGAAAUAAAAAGAUUUCUAUUGAACAUGCAAGCCAUCCCCUGGCUCCAGGUAUGGGUGUAGCAGUCUACACGGUUCUCGUGGCACUGCCGCUGAGCGUAAUAAUGGCACUGUGCGUGGGAGUGCUCGCAUAUCGCCGCAGAUGCCGACAUCUCCACGGAGACAUCACUGAUUCUUCAUCAGCCCUCACCACCGCGUUCCACCCUGGCAACUACAAACCUCCCAGACAGGAUAACCCUCACCCUCUACAUCCCUCAGCUCCUCCAGAUCUGACAGCCACAGCGGGGGCUUUCCGCGGGCCGCUCUUCUCCCUCCAACAAGGGGUCAACGACAGCCCCCACAAAAUCCCCAUGACCACCUCUCCAUUGCUGGACCCCCUGCCCAGCCUGAAAAUCAAGGUGUAUAACUCCUCCACGCUUUCUUCCCUGGAGCUUCCCAAUGACAUAAGCUCAGGUGACGGAGAGAUCCUCAGCUUAAAGUCGGUGGGUACCGUGGGCAGAGAGCGAGAGUAUCACACCCACACGCUAUCCAGAGAGGCUGGGUUGAGUACAAGCGCCACGCUUGGAAAUCUAGGAGGACGCCUCACUAUUCCCAAUACAGGUGUAAGUUUGCUGGUUCCCCCUGGCACAAUCCCCCAGGGGAAGUUCUAUGAAAUGUACCUCAUCAUCAACAAGUGGGACAAAACAACGUUACCCUCUGAGGGUAGUCAGACUGUACUCAGUCCUGUGGUGAGCUGUGGUCCAUCUGGUAUGCUGCUGAAUCGCCCCGUUGUCCUUACUUUGCCACACUGUGCCCAGCUAGACACGCCAACACCUGACUGGACUCUCACACUGAAAACGCAAACGCAUCAAGGAGCAUGGGAGGAGGUGCUGACUGUAGGGGAGGAGACUUUGUCGUCCCCAUGCUACCUGCAGCUGGAGGAGGAGUGCUGUCACGUUCUCAUGGAGCAGCUAGGAACAUACGGCCUUGUGGGCCAGUCGUGCCCUCCACAGCCUGCCUGCAAGCGCCUGCAGCUGGCUCUCUUCGCCCCCCGCGCACCAUGCCUCUCCCUGGAUUACAGCCUCCGGAUCUACUGUAUCCAUGACACCCCACAUGCACUCAAGGAGGUGCUGGAUUUGGAGAGGAGUCUGGGUGGAGUUUUGCUGGAAGAUCCCAAGCCGCUGCUCUUCAAAGAUAGCUACCACAAUCUGCGACUGUCCAUCCACGACAUUCCCCACACUUACUGGAGAAGCAAACUUCUGGCCAAGUACCAGGAGAUACCGUUUUAUCACAUUUGGAGCGGCAGUCAGAGACCCCUGCAUUGCACCUUCAGCCUGGAGAGAGGCAGCCUGGCUGUGUCGCAGCUCACCUGUAAGAUCUGCGUCCGGCAGGUGGAAGGGGAGGGACAGAUAUUCCAGCUGCACACUGACAUCCAGGAGACUUUACCUCCGCACUCGCCCCUCCCCUCAGGAGGAACGUGCCUACCUUCCUCUCAAGUGGGACCUUAUGCCUUUCGCUUGCCUGACUCCAUCCGCCAGAAAAUCUGCGCCAGUUUGGAUGCACCCAGCGCUCGAGGAUGUGACUGGAGGCUACUGGCUCGCAGUCUGGGCUUUGACAGGUAUUUGAACUACUUUGCUACAAAGCCCAGCCCCACAGGUGUUCUGCUGGACUUAUGGGAAGCAUGUCACCAAGGUGACGCAGACUUGGUCUCUCUGGCGACCGCACUGGAGGAGAUGGGCAAAAGUGAGGUGCUAGUUGUCAUGACAACUGAUGGGGAUUGUUGAUUGGUCAAGAAACAAAAGAGCGAGACUUUUUUUUUCUCUCUCACCACCACCGCAAUGAAAAUACCUGCCUAUGAAUGAAUAUGCACACACGCCAGCGCAAAUCAUAAACCCACAGAGCAUUUUGGUUGCUUCACAUAAACUUUAUUACCUCUGCCUCAUUUCCCUUUUCACUGGCCCUGAAAAGAUCAGCCACUGUAGCUCUAUGGCCACCAUAACAUAUUCCCAUGCGUGCCAUCCGCCUGCUAACCCGAUUCAGCUUGAGCCCUCCAAAGCAACGUUGCAUCUGCGAGGUAUAAAAAAAAAAACAAUCCAAGGGUACCAAGGCAUAAAGUGGCUCUAAAGUUGUCUGUCAGACAUGGUGUUGACUGCCUUUGAAUGUUGAAAAUGGCUCCAUGCUUGUAUAUAUAAAUAUGAGUGCUUUGGGAAAAAAUGGAAACGUUCAUGUAUUCAGCACGCUGAAGCACGCACAACGACAUAAACGCUAACGCGGGAUGGCCUGUGUUUCAGUAGCAGCAUGAAAGUGCAUGAUUUAAGAUCACCCUCACGUCAUGGCAGAGGACUUUUGUUUCUUCAUUGUCAUCCCCAUGUGUGCGCUGAAGGACAGGAAGCACCGACCUGCCUUCAGCCUCCCCAGGCUACACACACUCCAACACACACACACAGGCAGAGCAGUCAUUAAUCGGCUCUAAAGCAGACAGGCUAGGAUUUCUCAUCUAACUGCUUCGACUGAUGACAAAUCGUGUAACGAUCGAACCCUCAAGGUUCGAAUCUUUUGGGCGUAAAAAAAAAAAAGCUGCCUCUCCUAUGUUAUAGAAGUGCGAAUUUUUGAAGUUUGCUUCAGAAUUGGCGAAUAACUAGACUGACUCUUUAUACUGUACCAACAAACGCCUCAAAGCCUUGGCAUAUCAUUCCGACUCACAGGGGUGUUUCUCUUUCAUCUCUCCUUGCAUUCCUCUUUCGCUCUGCCACACUUCAAUCUUUUGAGAAUAAACUGCAGGAGAGCUUUCUGGUCAUCCCUUAAAAACAUCAACAAAAGAAAAGUUUCCUUUGGGGAACGCUUUAAUUUAUUGUCCAGAUUUGUGGAUUCUUUGUUUUCUGUUUCUUUUUCUUUUACUGUCACUGGUGUUACGAUCAUGUAGAGCCUGUUUUAACAUCUGUGCUUGUUUAGGCUACUGAUCUGCUGUGUAUUAUUUUUUUGAUCCUAGUAGAGCACGCCAAAAUUGGAGAGUUAGGACACAUUGGAUGUCUCUCUUGUGAAUAACAAAACUAUGUUUAUUUUUUUGUUUUUAAAUCUUGUGCAUCGAUUCAAAAAAUGUAAAAUAUAAUCUGUAAGACAUGAUUGGACGGGGGGGUCAAGUGUCCUGAUGAAUUUGCUGCACGCUGUAAUUUGGAGGCUUUGCUGUAAUUGAAGGCCAUUUCCCGAGAUCACACAUGAUUGUAGGAUAGAAUAGCCUUGCUUUGAAUCAAAUGGGCAGCAAGGGGACCGUGAAACUUACCUCAACACCAUCAGAGUUAUGUUACAAUCUGUUCUCUGUCCCCCACUUAUCUAUGUGUCCAUAUGUCCAUGCAUCGCCCUGUAGCUCAUUCUGCCUCCCUUCUCUCAACUCUUUUAAUCUGCCUGCUUUGUGGUCAGGGUCCUCAAUCUGUUUGCAUUGUCACUAUUGUUCCGUCAGCUUAAAUGCUUUCGUCUGUAACAUUAUCUUUGCUUAAGUUCUGUGUUAUUGAGUCUUUUUUAUUCCUCUAAGCAAAAAAAAAGAAAAAAGUGUUCAUAUCUUAAACAACCACAAGAACCAAAACACAGGCAGUAUCCCUCCUCCUCAGCAGUGAGUCAUGUCACUGUUUUGUGUGAAUGAACCGUGUGUGUGCGCAUAUGUGUGUGUGUGUGUGUGUGUGAGAGUGGAUGUGUGUGGGCAGGUGGGUGUGCGCGUACAGUAUGUGCACAUUCUUAAGAUCUGUCAUUUCUCUUUGUAAGUGCUAUGCAAGUACAUAAGAAAAAGUGAAGCGUUUUGACUUCUUUUGUUUCCUGGAAGAGUAAGAUUCUAUUUUUUCAGAUCAGGACAUUGACAGGGUUUUGAUUUUGUAUCCUAAAUUGGUUUAGGAGUAGUUUUAACAUUUUUUCGGUGAUGCUAGUCUGUGUGGGGAUUCUCCAUCCGGAGAACAAUUGGAUCACUGACCAAGAAAGCUGCUACCUUAAAAAAAAGCACACGUGGGAAAACAAAGUGGCACAGCGACUGACAUGAUGACCUCGUGCCCUGCAGGUCUUUGCCCUGAGGAAAAAUACCUGGACACAAUCUGUUCAGUACUUUGGAUCCCUGAACACUGCAGGACUUUUGUUUUUUCUUUCCUCAAGUCUUGUUACAGAGACUGACUAGCUGUAGACUACAGUGUUUAUUUGUCCAGAUUUUUUGAGUGUCUGCUGGAUCUUUGGCCAUAUCUCUGGAUAAUUUAUGCUGGAGCUGUACUGGAUUCAAAAAGUGCUCCCGUCAAAGAGAAAAAAAAACUACCCUUUGUUCAAGAAGACAGACAUUUUUACAAAAAACACCCAAAAACAAAACUAAAAAAAAAACUAAAACUAAAAACUAAAUGGAUUCAGUGACAUGAUUUCAUCUCUGUAAAGUACUAAUUGUAAAUAAAUGUCUAGCCUUCUUACCUGUAACU